AUGGCGCCUCGAAGGAACUUUCAUUUAACGUUAAAGGACAAACUGGACGUGAUUAAAAAGUUGGACAACGGUGCUCGUAUGACCGACUUGUCGAAAAUAUACAAAAUACCGCGCACGACCAUGUACAACAUUAAGGCGAAUCGGGACAAAAUCGAAAGCAUUAUGCAGAACCAAAGUUUGCGAUUGGACUACCGAAGGACGACGAAAAUCUCCAAGCAUCACGACAUGGAAGAGGAUUUGUUUAGUUGGUAUUUGGAGAGAGUCAGGAAUAACAAAACCGUCAAGACGGAAGAGAUGCGGGAAACGGCGUUGGAGCUUUACGAAAAACACGGCCACACCGAACCUUUCAUCGCCAGCGACGGCUGGUUGCACAGAUUCAAGAGAAGGUUCGGGAUCGUACCUCUAAAGCACGAGAGAGAUAUGCAAAAACUACUACAAGGUCCCAAAACCCCAAAAUCCCCCGAAAAGGCUGUAAGCUCUAUAAAUGUGGAACUGGAAAAUAGUAACUGGGGCAACAAAAUAGAGUUUGUAGAGGACUGCUUAGAAGAAGAAGACGGCGAAGAAGGGGAAUACAAAGGGGAAGUUGAGAAUUAUGAAAACGAAAAUGAAGAUGACCAAUAUGAAGAAACGGUGGAAGAAGAAGAGGAGGAAGAAAUAGAUAAAGUCGAAUUAAAACCUCGCAUUACAAAGGAAAUGUUCGUGGUUUCAACGACUAAAAAUUCGGACGAUGAUAAUAAAAAUAUAGAUAAAAACCAGAAGGACAAACUAAAACCAAGAAUCAAAAAGGAAAUGUUUGUAGGUUCGUCCCAAACAAGUAUUCAGCCUACAAAAUCAGAAGAUCGUCUUCAAGCUAGUAUUAAUGAAAGUUUUGAGGAAAAUAGCAACAAAUCAAAAAAUGCACCUUGCAAGAAUGAACCUUUACCUCAAAAUGAACCUAUAGAUCAAAAGCAGCCUACCAAAUCGGAAGAAGCACUUCGUGGUAUAGACAUAAGUAUCGAAUGGGCUGAGCAAAAUGAUUCAAAUCCAACCAUUAUGGCAGCUUUGUAUAAAUUGAGAGGAGAUAUUAUUUAUAAAAUGUAUACGGAUAAAAAAUAG
This is a messenger RNA of Brassicogethes aeneus, 1095 nucleotides long. NCBI's taxonomy places the organism in Eukaryota, Metazoa, Arthropoda, Insecta, Coleoptera, Nitidulidae. The record is from the annotation of a GenBank genome assembly.